AUGGAUUUUUCUCGGCUUCACAUGUACACCCCUCCUCAGUGCGUGCCCGAGAACACUGGCUACACCUAUGCACUCAGUUCGAGUUAUUCUUCUGAUGCUCUGGCUUUUGAGACUGAGCACAGAUUGGACCCCGUGUUCGAUUCUCCAAGAAUGUCCCGCCGUAGUUUGCGGCUGGUCACCACCACGUGUGCCGUGGAGGAUGGCCAGGCUGGGGACGCUCACUCCUGCACCAGUAGCACCGUGUCCCUGAAGGACAGAGCGGCCAGAACAGUAAAGCAGCGCAGGAGUGCAAGCAAGCCAGCUCUUAGUAUAAACCACACCUCGAGGAAGGUCGUGUCCUGCGCCGUGGGCCAGAGCGUUGCUAGCACGCUCUCAGGUGCGGCCUGCCUCCGGCCUCCGGUGCUGGAUGAGUCUCUGAUCCGCGAACAGACCAAAGUGGACCACUUCUGGGGGAAGGCAGCCUCUGGAAUAUACUGGUGGCUAGGGAUUGGAUGGUACCAGUUUGUUACUUUGAUUUCUUGGCUGAAUGUGUUUCUUCUUACAAGGUGCCUUCGAAAUAUCUGCAAGUUUUUAGUCUUGCUCAUUCCAUUAUUACUUUUACUAGGUCUGUCCCUGUGCGGCCAGGGAGACUUCCUCUCAGGCCUGCCUGUGCUCAGCUGGACACGCAUGUACGGAGCCCAGCGGGCGGACGGCCCCAAGAGCUCGGUCACACCUGACGCGUCUCACCUGAGCCAGCCGCCGGAGGCUGGCGACGAGGCUUUCCACUGGCAUCGGAUGAGCGAAGUGGAAAGGCAGAUGACCUCACUGUCUGGACAGUGUCGCAGCCACGAUGAGAAGCUUAGAGAACUAGCUGCUGUGCUUCAGAAACUGCAGGCACGGGUGGACCAGAUGGACGGCGAUAGUGAGGGGACGCUGUCCUUGAUUCAGCGUGUGGUAGGGGGCCCCCCCAGGACGACUGACGCCAUGACUUUCUACCAGGAGCACGAAUUGCGCCUCUCGAACCUAGAAGAUGUUCUUGGAAAACUGACAGAGAAGUCAGAGGCCAUCCAGAAGGAAUUAGAACAGACCAAGCUGAGAACAGCUAGCGGAGUUGAGGAAGAGCAGCACCUCCUCUCCGUGGUGAAGCAUCUGGACCUGGAACUGGGUCAGCUGAAAUCUGAACUGUCCAGAUGGCAGCAUUUGAAAACCAGCUGUGAAGAGGUUGAUACCAUCCAAGGAAAGGUAGACGCCCAGGUCCGAGAAACCAUCAAACUCAUGUUCUCGGACGGGGAGCAGGGCGGUUCUCUCGAAUGGCUGCUACAGACGGUUUCUUCUCGGUUCGUAAGCAAGGACGACCUGCAGGUUUUAUUACGGGAUUUGGAGCUGCAGAUCCUGAAGAACAUUACACACUACAUCUCUGUGACGAAGCAGGUUCCAGAUUCUGAAACCGUAGUAUCUGCUGCAAAGGAGGCAGGGAUUUCCGGAAUCACAGAAGCGCAAGCACGUGUCAUCGUGAACAACGCCUUGAAGCUGUAUUCCCAGGAUAAGACUGGCAUGGUGGACUUUGCUCUGGAGUCUGGCGGUGGGAGCAUCCUGAGCACGCGCUGUUCUGAGACAUACGAGACCAAGACCGCACUCAUCAGCCUGUUUGGGAUCCCGCUCUGGUACUUCUCCCAGUCCCCACGCGUCGUGAUCCAGCCUGACAUACAUCCAGGUAACUGCUGGGCAUUCAGAGGCUCCCAGGGGUACCUCGUGGUGAGGCUGUCCAUGAAGAUCCACCCAACCGCCUUCACUCUGGAGCACAUACCAAAGACGUUGUCGCCCACGGGCAACAUCACCAGCGCUCCCAAGGACUUUGCAGUCUAUGGAUUAGAAAAUGAAUACCAAGAGGAAGGGCAGCUUCUGGGACAGUUUAUUUAUGAUCAAGAAGGGGAAUCACUCCAGAUGUUCCAUGUUCUGAAAAAACCUGACGGAACUUUCCAGAUAGUGGAGCUUCGGAUUCUCUCCAACUGGGGCCAUCCUGAGUACACAUGUCUCUAUCGGUUCAGAGUUCACGGAGAGCCUGUCCAGUAGAGACCCUCCUAUGGUUCUUGUACAUUUUGUAUAUACGGGGACAGCCUCAAACACUGGAGCCCUUCCUGAACCAGGGCACCUGGAGCAUCGGGAGGACGUCACCCCUAAAUGAACUUGCCAGUGGGAGCUGAUGCCCCGCUCGCUCUUCUGUCCACAGGAAACACUGCAUGUUGAAUGCCUGGCUUCCCUGAGAUCCGCCGGCCACAGCCCAUCUCUGGGAAUCCAUUGGAACAUGUGGUUGUUAGGGGGUUUGUUUUGAACAUAAAGCUCUUGAUACUUGUAUUCUCUCGACAUCAGGAACAAAGCAAGUGAAGCUACAGGUCAAAGUGUUCUUGAAGCUUUGAUAUUUAGCCUUUCACUGGCCCUUCUACAGGACUUUGGGGGCAGACCUAUUUCAUCUGUUCCAUCCAGCGCACGUUUCUUUCAGGGAAAAACAUUGCCACCAAAUUUCAGAGUUCUGAACUCCUUUCCUUUAGGAGAGGGUUUCUCCUUUCUUCAGCACCAUUAGUUAAUGUAAGUUCCCAGGUGGGGAAAUAACUGUUUCUCUACUUGAUUUGCUCCUGCUUCUGAGAAAGACUUUCACAGUCAGGCCUGGGUGUGUUGUUUCUGUUCAGGAUCCAGGGUGAUUCGUUUUGUUGUGGGCUUAAAGUGGGUCUGAUUUGAAAGGGGGUGGUGGUCUGGAUCUCAGCCAACGCCUGAAUGGAGCACUCAGGUCUCAGCGAGGCUCUGCCCAUUGGGGGGCCACCCUGGAGUUGGACCUCACAGUGUCCGUAGGAUUCCAGAAAUCCAACCUUGGGGAUGUCAUCAGGUU
This is a messenger RNA of Odobenus rosmarus divergens (Pacific walrus), 2863 nucleotides long. It is a transcript of the gene SUN1, whose product is annotated as Sad1 and UNC84 domain containing 1. The record is from RefSeq and is a predicted model, not a curated record. Gene Ontology annotation, biological process: nuclear envelope organization. Gene Ontology annotation, molecular function: protein-membrane adaptor activity. Gene Ontology annotation, cellular component: nuclear envelope; meiotic nuclear membrane microtubule tethering complex. The transcript is spliced from 17 exons. Lineage: Eukaryota; Metazoa; Chordata; Mammalia; Carnivora; Odobenidae. Bases 1 to 2052 code for a protein of 683 amino acids.